Molecule: messenger RNA, 1477 nt
Organism: Corylus avellana
Lineage: Eukaryota; Viridiplantae; Streptophyta; Magnoliopsida; Fagales; Betulaceae
Product: alcohol dehydrogenase-like 3
Biological process (GO): formaldehyde catabolic process
Cellular component (GO): cytosol
Molecular function (GO): zinc ion binding; alcohol dehydrogenase (NAD+) activity; S-(hydroxymethyl)glutathione dehydrogenase [NAD(P)+] activity
Source: RefSeq, a predicted model, not a curated record
UCAUAUAGUGUCGAAUACAAGAAAGGUCAUCACAAGAAUCAUCGCAUAAAUUAACCAUAGCUACCCGCUGAACAAUUUCCUAAUACUAUCAAAAAAACAAGGAUCGAUUUCCAAGGCACACAGCAGAAGAUGGAAAACGGGCAUGGAGGAUCUGCAAAGACUGCCGGGAAGGUCAUCUCUUGCAGAGCUGCUGUUGUACAUGGCCCGGGAGAGCCUUUUGUGGUGGAAGAUGUACGUGUCGAUCCCCCUCAAAACAUGGAGGUGCGGAUCAAGAUCCUCUUCACCUCCAUCUGUCACACUGAUCUCAGCGCUUGGCAAGGCGAGAAUGAAGCACAGAGAGCAUACCCACGAAUUCUGGGGCAUGAAGCUUCCGGGAUUGUUGAGAGCGUGGGUGAAGGUGUGACGGACAUGGAAGCAGGGGACCAUGUGGUGCCAAUCUUCAAUGGAGAGUGUGGAGACUGCGUAUACUGCAAGUGCGAGAAAACUAAUAUGUGCGAGAGAUCUGGGGUGAACCCCUUCAAGACGGUGAUGGUGAGCGACGGGAAGAGUCGGUUCUCCAGUAAAGAAGGGAAGCCCAUCUUCCAUUUUCUCAACACCUCCACUUUCAGCGAGUACACCGUGCUCGAAUCCGCCUGCGUCGUCAAGAUUGACUCUCAGGCUUCCCUCAAGAAGAUGACAUUGCUCAGCUGCGGUGUUUCUACCGGAGUUGGAGCUGCAUGGAACAGUGCCAAUGUCAAAGCCGGCUCAACCGUGGCAAUUUUUGGUUUGGGUGCUGUGGGGCUCGCUGUUGCUGAGGGGGCACGGGCACGAGGAGCAUCGAGAAUAAUUGGUGUUGAUAUCAACCCCAACAAAUUCAUAAAAGGUCGAGUGAUGGGAAUCACGGACACUGUAAAUCCAAGUGAAAUCAAGAAGCCGGUGAAUGAGAUUAUUAGGGAAAUGACAGGAGGAGGCGUGGAUUAUAGCUUUGAGUGCGCAGGCAACUUGGACGUUCUAAGGGAGGCAUUCUCGUCAACACAUGAGGGAUGGGGAUUGUGUGUGAUAUUGGGAAUUCAUCAAACCCCAAGACUUCUUCCUCUCCAUCCAAUGGAAUUGUUCAAUGGUCGCAUGAUAAUCGGUUCUGUCUUCGGAGGCUUCAAAGGGAAGUCCCAACUGCCUCAUUUUGCCAAAGAAUGCAUGAACGGGGUGGUGAAUUUAGACGAGUUUAUUACGCACGAGCUUCCAUUUGAGAAGAUAAACGAGGCAUUUCGGCUGCUCGUGGAUGGGAAGUCAUUGAGAUGCCUUCUACACCUUUAAGCUAGCCUUUCUUGCAGGCUGACAUAAAGGGCAAUCAGAGGGAAUUUACAGGCGUGCCUAUUCUACAUUACUACUCCAAAUAGACCAUAUUUCGAGUCUUUAAUAAUAUCAUUUGGAUGUACUAUUUUACAGUACCCUCCUUAUUUCCUUAUUGUAUUUUGAAUUAAUCAUAUCAUUCUAUGCU